GAACAAAAUGUAGAUAAAUUGUACGAGAAAGCAUUUUUACGACUUCUUAUUAAUCCAACUGAUGCUGAAUCUAUGAACAUCUCGAAUGAAAUAGAAAAUUUGGAGGUUUUGCUAGACACAGGUUUGAGAAGUUACAAUAGGAUUUUUGAUGAAAAAUCAGUAGAUUCUGAAUUGGAGGACUUGCUAGAUUCGGAUAAAUCACCACAACACCAUGUUGAUUACACUGAUACUGAUUACACUGAUAUUGAUGCU
Dentiscutata heterogama is the source of this 252-nucleotide messenger RNA. The record is from the annotation of a GenBank genome assembly. NCBI's taxonomy places the organism in Eukaryota, Fungi, Glomeromycota, Glomeromycetes, Diversisporales, Gigasporaceae.